This is a messenger RNA of Acanthamoeba castellanii str. Neff, 3336 nucleotides long. RefSeq names its product RhoGEF domain containing protein. The record is from RefSeq and is a predicted model, not a curated record. NCBI's taxonomy places the organism in Eukaryota, Discosea, Longamoebia, Acanthamoebidae. Gene Ontology annotation, molecular function: guanyl-nucleotide exchange factor activity. Gene Ontology annotation, biological process: intracellular signal transduction. The transcript is spliced from 19 exons. Bases 1 to 3336 code for a protein of 1111 amino acids.
AUGGUGGGAGGAACCGCCCCACGACCGUACUCGGUCGCCCCUGGCACCCACGUGGCGCCCGUCACGCCGCCACCAGGCGCCUCGACGCGCCCCAAGUCUGUCAUCGUGCCCGGUGCCAGCGUCAACACGCUCAAGAUGAAGGCCCUCUUCGAAGGAGGCGGCGGCAGCACCGCCACACUCCCACCCACCACCACCUCCUCCUCCUCUUCACCUUCGCCCGCCCUCUCAGCAUCGACGAUGUCAGCCCCCCACGCUACCACUUCCACAUUCCCUCCACCAUCGCCCAACAGGCCGUUGUCGUCAUCGGCCAUCGCGCCCACCACUGCGGCGGCGCCCGCGGCUGCGGUAGCCACGGGCGCGCCUGUGACCCGCAUGAAGUCCUUCUUCGAGGACAAGGCGCGAGAGCAGCAGGUGGGCAAGGGCAGCGGCUCAGCCGCGGACCAGAAGAAGCUGGAGCUGGCUCGGAAGCAGGAGGAGCGGCUCAUGAAGGACCGCGUUGAACGCGAGUUCUUCGAGACCGAGGAGAACUACUUCAAGAGCCUCGACAUUGUCGUGGAGGUGUACGUCAAGCCGCUGCGUGAGGCGAAGAUCAUUUCGCAGCAGGACAUGGACACCAUAUUCUCCAACAUCGAGACCAUCCACCAGAUUCAUCAACGGCUCUACCUCGACCUCAAGCCCCUCUUCUGCCCCGAGACCGAAGCGCCUGCCACUGCGCCGCAACCGGACGAUUCUACACAGCCCAAGUUGGACAAGAGGCCUUCGUUUUACGAUUCGGCCACCAAGUCAGAUAGCAAGACGCAGAAGUCGCUGGGCGACCUUCUCCGCGCUUUCAUUCCUUUCUUCAAGAUGUACACAGUCUACAUCAACAGUUUUGAUAAUGCCAACAAACGAAUUACGGACCUCCAGAACUCGAGCAAGAAGUUCACCCAGUUCCUCAACGACUGCAAAGCGCGGCCGGAGUGCAAGAAACUGGAUCUCGUGUCCUUCCUCAUUAUGCCAAUCCAACGGCUACCGCGCUACGAGCUGCUUCUUCGCGACAUCCUGAGGAACACGGCGGACGCCAGCGAGCACGCCAAGAUCGAGCAGGUGUUCAACACGGUGGCGGAGGUCAACAAGCACGUGAACUCGGAGAAGGGCGCCUCCAUCCUGCGAGCGCGGCUCUACAAGCUCAAGGCCGCCGUCAAGCACCGAGUGGAUAUUUUCAGUCGACCCGAUCGGCGACUGCUGCGUGAGGGAGAAGUGAUCAUUCGCAAGAUUCAUCAACGGCUCUACCUCGACCUCAAGCCCCUCUUCUGCCCCGAGACCGAAGCGCCUGCCACUGCGCCGCAACCGGACGAUUCUACACAGCCCAAGUUGGACAAGAGGCCUUCGUUUUACGAUUCGGCCACCAAGUCAGAUAGCAAGACGCAGAAGUCGCUGGGCGACCUUCUCCGCGCUUUCAUUCCUUUCUUCAAGAUGUACACAGUCUACAUCAACAGUUUUGAUAAUGCCAACAAACGAAUUACGGACCUCCAGAACUCGAGCAAGAAGUUCACCCAGUUCCUCAACGACUGCAAAGCGCGGCCGGAGUGCAAGAAACUGGAUCUCCCAAUCCAACGGCUACCGCGCUACGAGCUGCUGCUUCGCGACAUCCUGAGGAACACGGCGGACGCCAGCGAGCACGCCAAGAUCGAGCAGGUGUUCAACACGGUGGCGGAGGUCAACAAGCACGUGAACUCGGAGAAGGGCGCCUCCAUCCUGCGAGCGCGGCUCUACAAGCUCAAGGCCGCCGUCAAGCACCGAGUGGAUAUUUUCAGUCGACCCGAUCGGCGACUGCUGCGUGAGGGAGAAGUGAUCAUUCGCAAGGUGGAGCGACCAAGCGAGAGCUCGCGGCUCAAUCUCGACCUCAAUCUGCCGCUUCCGGCGCGGAAGUCAGAAAAGAACUUGUCGUCGGAGCGACGCAGCACGGUGGUGGGCCUCGACAAGGAUUCGUUCAUGACCCCCAGGAAGGCCGACUUUAAAUCACAGUACUUCUUCCUCUUCGAUGACUUCCUGCUCCAGGUGGUCAAGAAAUCCAAGAGCGACAAGUACAUCUUUAGGGUGAUGUACAACCUGCUCCACAUCAACGUUCUUCUGGUCCAGCAGGGAACUCCCACAAUGAACACGACGCUCGGUUCGAGUUCGUCGGCGCUGCUCGCCCCUGUCGGCGUGGUGUCGGGGUCGGGCACUCACCCGCUGCCGACUCGAAGCAUGUCUCUCAAGAGCGUGGGCGUGAACGAGCCCCAGCGAUCAUCGUCGCCCGACCUCACCAUGGAGGGAAGCCAAAACGGCGAUUCGAACACAAACGGCGAGGAUAAUGAUAAUGGGAGUGGCGAGGCUGCGGCGAUCAACUUGGAGAGUGAGGGCGAGAUCGUGGACGAUCCCGAGGCGGAGCUCAUGCUCCUGUUGGUGGACCACAAGAGCAAGGACAAGAUACACAUCAAGUUCAAGUCGCGGCACGAAAAGGAGGACUGGCUGGAGCUCAUCGUCAACGCCAAGGAGGAAAUGGCCAAGCUGGGGCUGGAGGGACCCAAGGACCUGAAGGAGGAGGCAGUGGCGGAAAAGAAGGCCAAGGAGGAGAAGGAAAAGGAGGAAAAGGAGCUGAAAAAGGCGCAACAGGAGAAAGAGAAAAAGGAGAAGGAGGCCAAGAUGGCUCAGCUGCAGGCCCAAAAGGAAAAGGAGAACGCGAUGUACAAAUACGACCACAUGUUCAAGGGCAUCAUCCUUCCGGCGCUCGCCCCCAGCCUCAAGGCCCAGACCGAUGAAAUCUGCAAUUCUCUGGUGGGCGUACUGGCCGACAAGGACAUCACCGAGCUGGGAGCCAAGUCGCUCGAGACGGCCCGGGCCUGGAUCAAGGAGAUCAAGAAGCUUAACCCGCCCAUCGUCGGCACCCUCCUCGCGUUCCAUCCCACGCAGAGCACGGACGGAGAAGCAGUUACGGCUGAGGCGGGCCAGCAGGCGGCCACCGAGGAGGGCUUCGUGUUCUUCGAGUUGGGCAAGGUGGCGUCGGUCGAGGAGGACGCCCUUGACUCCUCAUUCGAAACCAUCGUGGAGAGGAUCCUCGACAUGAAGGAGGGCCACGGAUCCGCGUUGUCUCCCGGAGGUGGCCACGACCUUUCCAAGCGACGAAGCGUCGAUUUGCAAGAGGUGGACCUCAAGGCCGACAAGAAGAAGGAGGGCAAGCUCAAGGGCAUCCUCGGCAUCGGCAAGAAGAAACUCAGCCGCAAGACCAGCGUCACCGGCGCCAGCAACGGGAGUGGCGGGGGCAGCGGAGGAAGCAGCCCGGCUGGUAACUCGAAGAAGGAAAGCCGUGGCUGA